This is a messenger RNA of Colletotrichum spaethianum, 1437 nucleotides long. RefSeq names its product UBA domain-containing protein 7. NCBI's taxonomy places the organism in Eukaryota, Fungi, Ascomycota, Sordariomycetes, Glomerellales, Glomerellaceae. The record is from RefSeq and is a predicted model, not a curated record. Gene Ontology annotation, cellular component: Golgi apparatus. The transcript has 4 exons. Gene Ontology annotation, molecular function: GTPase activator activity; protein binding. The coding region runs from base 1 to 1437 and encodes 478 amino acids. Gene Ontology annotation, biological process: intra-Golgi vesicle-mediated transport; endoplasmic reticulum to Golgi vesicle-mediated transport; endocytosis.
AUGGCGGGUGUCUUGAGCAAGCGCCAGCAGGCCCGUAACGAAAAAGUCCUCCACGAUCUGGUUCAGUCGGUUCCGGGAAACAACUUCUGUGCCGACUGUCAGGCACGAAACCCAGUUCGCAGCAUGGGCCUCAUGGAGUGUAAGCGCGACUGUCCCCUAUCCGUCCCACCCUAUCGAUCCGGCGUCGAAUCGAGUGGGAUACCGAAAUACACGAUCAAUACUGACAUGGGGAUACAGCUGGGUGUGUUUCUUUGCAUGAGAUGUGCCGCUAUCCAUCGAAAGUUGGGCACGCAUAUCUCCAAGGUGAAAUCCUUGAGCAUGGACAGCUGGUCCAACGAGCAAGUCGAGAACAUGAAAAAGGUCGGCAAUGUCAGGUCCAACCAGAUUUACAACCCAGACAACAAAAAACCACCCGUCCCCGUUGAUGCUGACGAAGCCGACUCCGCGAUGGAACGCUUUAUUCGCACGAAAUACGUCAACAACAACCCUGCCCCUGCGAGGAAACAACACUCGAGCCUCUCUGACGAGGGCGUCCCGCCACCGCUACCGCCCAAGUCGGGGGGCAAGUUCGGGUUCAGAUCUGCUUCGUCAAUCUUUCCCCUGUCGUCUCGCUUGAGAAAGGAUUCGUCAUUGCGCAACACCAUGCCGAGCCCCAGAAGCCCUUCGCCCAGCGACCUGCCAAACAAACCAUCCAAAGUGUUCGGCGCGAGUGUUUCCUACGAGCAGGAAGAUACAGAAAGAAAACUGGCGAACUUGCGGGACAUGGGGUUUUCUGACGGCCAGCGGAACGCGAUGGUGCUAAAGGGCGUCAGCGGGAACUUGGAGCGGGCCAUUGAGACCCUGGUGCGCUUGGGAGAAAGCGAUAGGUCGCCAUCACUGACUGGGCCUCGUGACAGCUCGCUGCGUGCGAGUCGCUCGCAUGCAAACCUGUCGACGUCCAGUGGUCUAUCUGCGCCACAGCAAACGUUCAGUGACCACCCCCAGUCCCCUUCGACCGCCUCCAGCAACAACCCGUUUGAUAUGCUGCCGCCGCAACCACAGUCUUCCCAAUCGACGGGCACGCUGCAGAACAAGAACCCAUACGCGAACAACCCCUUUGGAGCGCCGACGCAGCAGCAGCAAGACAUCAACCAGGCUUUCGGCAACAUGUCUCUGGCACCUGCUCAGCCCCUAUUCCCGCACCACACCGGGGGCCUCCCAGCUUCGCAGCCGUUCGCUCAACCUCAGCAGAUGUAUCAGCAGUCGAUGACGCCGCCGGUACCGCAGCAGCAACAAAAUCAUAACCCUGUGACCUUUAAUAGUAAUAUGACCUAUCCUCAACCAAUCCAGCCGCAGUCGACAGGCUACAACCCGUUCUUCACAAAUCAGACGCAGCCUCAGCAGCAACAGAACCUCGGGGUUAACACCGCCUCGGCACCAGGCCAUCCCCCUCACUAG